Molecule: messenger RNA, 2034 nt
Organism: Theobroma cacao (cacao)
Lineage: Eukaryota; Viridiplantae; Streptophyta; Magnoliopsida; Malvales; Malvaceae
Gene: DRB2
Product: dsRNA-binding protein 2
Molecular function (GO): double-stranded RNA binding
Source: RefSeq, a predicted model, not a curated record
UUUUGUUUUUUUUGUUGGGUUUUUUCUCUUCAUCUUUCUGGUUCUUCUUUUUCCUUUUUUUGUUUGUUUUCUGCAAUGCAAAAACCCUAAAAACCUUGAUCUUCAUCGACCCAUUUCCUAUCUCAACCCGACCCGAUCUGGGUCUGAUCCCAUUUUUCUGCUCCUGUUUCAACACCAGCGAAAGGGAAACCCAGAUAAGUUGUUGAGACAGAGAUUAGGGAGGAAAAGAAGUAUACUCAAAAAGGAGUGAAAAGGGUUAUAUUUUUUUUUUUGGUUUUGGGGAGAGAAAGAGGGGGGGAGAAAUGUACAAGAACCAGCUGCAAGAGCUGGCGCAGAGGAGCUGCUUUAAUCUUCCUUCCUACACGUGCAUUAGGGAAGGUCCAGACCACGCGCCGAGGUUCAAAGCCACCGUUAACUUCAACGGCGAAACCUUUGAGAGUCCUCACUACUGUUCUACGCUCCGUCAAGCUGAACACUCCGCCGCCGAAGUCGCCCUUCAAUCCCUCUCUAAUCGUGGACCUUCUCACUCUCUUGCCGCCAGAAUCCUAGAUGAGACAGGGGUCUAUAAAAACCUCUUACAGGAAAUUGCACAAAGAGUUGGAGCGCCAUUGCCGCAGUAUACAACAUUUAGAUCAGGCCUUGGACACCUGCCUGUUUUUACAGGAACAGUUGAAUUGGCUGGAAUCACAUUCACAGGGGAACCUGCUAAGAACAAGAAGCAAGCAGAAAAGAAUGCGGCCAUGGCAGCUUGGACAUCUCUAAAACAAUUGGCAAAAGAAACUGCAAGUUCUUCUUCAGAGCCAGAGAACAAUGAUGAGCUUGAACAGAUCACAAUAGCUCGAGCGUUAUUAAAUUACCGAAUAAAGGAAAAGAUGGCCAUGGCAAACUCCUCCAGUGCCCCAAUACCAUUUACAAAGAGGUUUCCUAUUCAGAAUCCAAGACCAACAAGUCCACAGCCUCCUGCUACCACCUCAAAAAUCCUUCCUUUAAUCUGCCCGAAGGUAGUUCCUCGAAACAGAUCUAUGUCAGCAACAGCAAAUGACAAACACAUACUGCCACAGUUGCAAGCAUCUAUACCGGAAAGCCGUGGGACUCGUCCACAGAAAUUCCCUGCAGCUGGAGCAGCUCCUUAUGUUCCCAUCCGACAGUUUAGGACACCAUGCCAUGGCAUUGCUCCACCAGUGACGAUAAGAACUGCAGUGCCUGUUUUCUCUGCACCUCCACGUCCAGCACCAUCUGCAGUAUCCUCUCAGCCACCAGCAUCUGCAGUUCCUACUCAGCCAGCGCAAUCUGUUCUUCCUGCUCAGCCACCACAAUCUGCAGUUCCCUGUCAGCCAUCACCAUCUACACUCCCCACUCAAGUGCUGCGAGCUCCUCCUGUACGUAUUGCUCCGGCUGUCACUAUUAGGCAAGUGGUUCCAGUAUUUGCUGCUCCACCAGUACGAAAAGAAGAUAUUCCAUCUGUUAGAAAUGAAGAUGUUCCAACUGUUAUUGCUUCUGCCUUGCCCAACAAAUCACCUGCUCAAGUAGAGGAAGCUGCAAGCACAAUAGCAAAGAACCUGCGAGAAAUUGAGACAGUACAGAGCAUAGAACAACUCAAAAUCUGAUGGUAGUUAAGGAGAGCAUUUGAGGCAAUAGGACAAGAGCUAUGGUUUUGUGUUGGUAUCAAGUUUGUUUUGUUACUUUUUGUCAUCUCAUCAUAUGAGUGUUUUUAUCUUUAUCCUCUCUGUUUUCUUUUCUUCUUUUUUUUGGUUUACCAUCCUUUUUGUUUCCUUAGAAGCUACAGUUUCUGCAGGUUAAGGUAGUGUCAGCAGUCCCAUAUCAUUGCAAUUAAAAGUUAUACUAUGUCUAGAGUGAUGUUGCAAGGGCAAUUAUUAUUUAGUUUAUUUUUAUUACCCCUUGGAGGGUAGCUUCCCCUGCUCAACCUUGGCAAAGAAAUGAAGAAUCCCUGAUGAGUGAUGACUGAUGUUAUGCUUGCCAAUUUGGGGGAAUUGCUCCUCUUCCUUCGCCAUGCUCCUUAUAAUAUGAUUCUGU